GCCCGGGACUGCAUCAUUCUGCACUGGCUGCAGCACAGCCAGAGGGAGCAGGUGGAGCAAGCGAGAGGAGAGCCCGAGCGUGCGGGGUCGGGAAGACUGCAGUGACGCUGCCUGGGAGACAUGGCGGCCGGCGCCUCUGAAUAAGCAGAAUACCGAGCCCCUCGCCGCCCUGGCCACCGCAGCCAGGGCCAUGCCGCAUGGCCACUGACCACACACAGGGGCCGGCCCAGAGGACACAUGCUGCAGCUGCUGCCUCGCCCCUGAUCCUUUCCCCUGCAUUCCUCAUGUUGCAUUUCACGUCAGUUUCUCGGGCGGUGUAGCUGCCGCCGCCAGAGGAGCAGUCAGGAUAUUGCUCUGCUCGUUCAUCCAGCCACACUUUGCUUUUCCAUUUUUUUUUCCUUUCCUCCCCAUUUCCUUCUCCCUUAUCCCACCGGCUUUGCAUCUGUCUCCCGAUCCUGUGACCCCCUCCUGCCUCCAUCCACCGGGGCUAUGGCCGCAGAAGAGGUAUUGCAGACUGUGGACCAUUAUAAGGCUGAAAUAGAGAGGCUGACCAAGGAGCUCACAGAGACGACCCACGAGAAGAUCCAGGCUGCUGAGUACGGGUUGGUGGUCUUGGAAGAGAAGCUGACCCUCAAGCAGCAGUAUGACGAGCUGGAGGCUGAGUAUGACAGCCUCAAACAGGAGCUGGAGCAGCUGAAAGAGGCUUUUGGCCAGUCCUUCUCCAUCCACCGGAAAGUUGCUGAGGAUGGAGAGACCAGGGAGGAGACGCUUCUUCAGGAGUCCGCCUCGAAGGAAGCUUACUAUCUGGGCAAGAUCUUGGAGAUGCAGAACGAACUGAAGCAGAGCCGGGCUGUGGUCACUAACGUGCAGGCAGAGAAUGAGAGGCUCACCGCCGUGGUGCAGGACCUGAAAGAGAACAAUGAAAUGGUGGAGCUGCAGAGAAUACGGAUGAAGGAUGAGAUUCGAGAGUACAAAUUCCGAGAGGCCCGCCUCCUUCAGGACUAUACUGAACUGGAAGAAGAAAACAUAACGCUGCAGAAACUUGUGUCCACGUUAAAGCAGAACCAGGUCGAAUACGAAGGCUUAAAGCACGAGAUUAAGCGAUUUGAGGAGGAGACGGUGCUGCUGAACAGCCAGCUGGAAGAUGCCAUUCGGCUGAAGGAGAUCGCUGAGCACCAGCUGGAAGAAGCCCUGGAGACCUUGAAAAAUGAAAGGGAGCAGAAGAACAACCUGCGGAAAGAGCUCUCCCAGUACAUCAGUCUCAACGACAACCACAUCAGCAUCUCGGUGGAUGGGCUCAAGUUUGCCGAGGACGGAAGUGAACCGAACAAUGACGACAAAAUGAACGGGCACAUCCAUGCGCCCCUUGUGAAACUGAACGGAGACUAUCGGACUCCCGCUUUAAGGAAAGGAGAGUCUCUGCACCCGGUUUCUGACUUAUUCAGUGAGCUGAACAUUUCAGAAAUACAGAAACUGAAGCAGCAGCUUAUGCAGGUGGAGCGGGAAAAGGCCAUUCUUUUGGCCAAUCUCCAGGAGUCACAGACACAGCUGGAGCACACCAAGGGGGCGCUGACAGAGCAGCACGAACGGGUGCACCGGCUCACAGAGCACGUGAAUGCCAUGAGGGGCCUACAGAGCAGCAAGGAGCUUAAGCCUGAGCAAGAUGGGGAGAAGGGCCGGGACUCAGGAGAGGAGGCGCAUGACUAUGAGGUGGACAUCAAUGGCUUAGAGAUCCUUGAGUGCAAAUACAGGGUGGCAGUAACUGAGGUGAUUGAUUUGAAAGCUGAAAUUAAAGCCUUAAAGGAGAAAUACAAUAAAUCUGUGGAAAACUAUACUGAAGAGAAGACCAAGUAUGAGAGUAAGAUCCAAAUGUACGAUGAGCAGGUAACAAGCCUUGAGAAGUCCACCAAGGAGAGUGGAGAGAAGAUGGCCCAUAUGGAGAAGGAAUUGCAAAAGAUGACCAGCAUAGCCAACGAAAAUCACAAUACCCUUAAUACAGCCCAGGAUGAGUUGGUGACAUUCAGUGAGGAGCUAGCUCAGCUUUACCACCACGUGUGUCUGUGUAAUAAUGAAACCCCCAACAGGGUCAUGCUGGACUACUAUAGGCAAAGCAGAGUUACCCGUAGUGGCAGCCUGAAAGGGCCCGAUGAUCCCAGGGGACUUCUGUCUCCCCGGUUAGCCAGGCGGGGUGCGUCAUCCCCGGUAGAAACAAGGACCUCCUCUGAACCAGUUACAAAAGAAAACACAGAGGCCAGCAAAGAACCAAGUCCAACCAAGACCCCCACCAUCUCUCCUGUUAUUACUGCCCCACCAUCAUCGCCAGUAUUAGAUACCAGUGACAUCCGCAAAGAGCCAAUGAACAUCUACAACCUUAAUGCCAUUAUCCGGGACCAAAUCAAGCAUCUGCAGAAAGCUGUAGACCGGUCCCUGCAACUGUCUCGUCAAAGAGCAGCGGCACGGGAGCUGACCCCCAUGCUUGAUAAAGACAAGGAAGCCUUAAUGGAAGAGUUCCUCAAGCUCAAGUCCCUGCUGAGCACCAAACGGGAGCAGAUCGCCACGCUGCGGGCAGUGCUGAAGGCCAACAAGCAGACAGCUGAGGUGGCCCUCGCUAAUCUCAAGAACAAAUACGAAAAUGAGAAAGCAAUGGUGACUGAAACGAUGACAAAACUUAGAAAUGAACUGAAGGCUUUGAAAGAAGAUGCAGCAACUUUCUCAUCCCUGAGAGCCAUGUUUGCAACAAGAUGUGAUGAAUAUGUCACGCAGUUGGAUGAGAUGCAGAGACAGUUAGCAGCAGCAGAGGACGAGAAGAAGACUCUAAAUACUUUGUUAAGAAUGGCUAUCCAGCAAAAACUCGCCCUGACCCAGCGGCUGGAGGACUUAGAGUUUGACCAUGAGCAGUCCCGACGCAGCAAAGGCAAAUUUGGAAAGAGCAAGAUCGGCAGCCCUAAAAUUGUCAGCAGCCUGCUGCCUCCGUACCGCCACAGUGCUCACAACUAGCCGGGAGGCAAGACUGCCCGACUGUCAGUCCUGACCCAGCUCUCCCUGACGAGCAGCCACAUUCCAGCUCCCAGUGCGCCCCUCUCCACUGUCUCUCCAAGCCUCCUCACCCCUAGUCUCCAUCUCUCAUGCACGAACCUCUGGGGUGAACGUUUUGUAGCCACACACGGGAUACUGCCCAAGAUCCAACUGGUGUUUUCUUCUCGGUUGUUAGAGGUGUGAUGGCAGCAAUGCCCAUCACUUUGGAAGAUGAAAGAAAGUUAAGAAGAAUAACACAAAGCACAGACUCCGGCGUGAUAAAACGUUUUGUGGUUUCUCUAACUCACAGAUAAACUUCUGCAAUGAAAUGGCUACAGUUCAGUUGAAUAAUAAACAAAACGAAACUGGACACAUGUAUCUCAGAUGACUGGCUUUAUCUCAAUAACACAGAGACCUGAGACCGUGUAAAAUACAUGUAUUGUACAACCAUCUUUCCUCACCUGUCACAUUCGGCGAUAGAAGUUGAUUCCAGUAUUUUCCAUCAUUGAUAUUUAUUUUGUACUUUAUUUGCCACAUGAGUUAUGUUUAUAAAAAUAAUUUCUGAGAGAGGUUAAACUUAAUUCAUUUAUUUUUAAAUAAACAUAAUUUGCUCUGUUCAGUUUUAUUAUAGUUUGAAAUCUGGAAUUGGCCAGACUGUGGUCAUUUUUCUUGCACAAAAUAAUAAAUGAGGUGCAUCGGAAUGUUAACAAUAACUGUAUUUUGCUGCUACACUGAUAUUGUUUAUGCACUUACCUUUCUAAUCAGUAGCUAAUUAAGUGCUGGAUUUUUUUUUAACUAGAAUUCUUCACUGGACAUUAUUGAGUAAAUCUAAGAAAGAGACUAUGUUAUGAUUCAUUGACUUAUUCAACUUUGAUGGCAUCUUUAAUUUUUUUAAAAAAAUUGCAGGCAGGUAGAUGUACUGGUGCUGCUCCUGUGUGUGUGUGUGUGUGUGUGUGUGUGUGUGUGUGUGUGUGUGAUGAUGUUAAAGGAGGCUAAAUAACAUGAAGGGAAAACAUGGUGUGUUUAUUUAAUGACCAGAAUUUUUUUUUUACUCCUCCCAAAUUCAGGGUCCUAUUAUAAGUCUUUCCUGCUAAAAAGUAUCAAGUACAAAUGGGAAAAUAUAUCCAUAGAUAGAUGUAAGUUAGCCUUUGGUUAAUGAAUUUACCUAGAAAGUGUUCAACUUUUGAUUAAAAUUGUGUGUUUUGUUGUUGUUAGUUUUUUUCAUAAUGAAUCUUCCUUGCCAAAAAAACAAUAGGUAAUAAACCUUAGCUCAUUGUCUACUUUUGACAAACACUCAGGUGCCUACUAUCAUAUUAUACAUCUUGAAAUAACAUGUGUUCCUAGCUCAUCCACAAAUCCUGCUGGAUAACUCUCAUGACUUGGUUUAAGGCAGUCUGUUUUCAUAGCAAAAUUUACUUUGCACAUAAUCUGACAAACAAGGAAAACAGCUAAUUGAGCUGAAAGGUCUAACACUCCUGGGCUCCUUAACGACCAAGAACUGCCCACACAAUUGCUCCUAGCCCUGAUUCCUUGUCUAGUCAGGUAGCCUUAACUUAUUUAAAAUCAUAACGGUUUGACCUUUUCAUGUAACAAUAUCUGUAACUUCUCUUUAAAACAAAAACGAUCCUCACUGUUAACACAAAAGAUAGUUUACUAUACAGGGCUCUCACCAGGUUUGAGCCAUCCAGUACGGGCCACUCAGCUCACAGAGUGGCAGUGGGUGGGACGUAAGGGAAUGGUGCAUCACAGAGGGCGGCCAGGGGCUCAGUCAUAACGUGCAGGAGCUUUAUCAGUCACAUACCUGUUAAGUACUGGUCACUAUUACCAAAGCAACCAAGAGGUUUUUAGUUUCUUAUAUGAGUGCUAUUUUCAACAGUGUCAUUUAUUAUGCAACUUGAAGUAGUUAGAAAUCUUUACCAUAAGAAACAAAUCUUCAUAAAGUCUUGGUCAUGACAGCCUAACCUCCCAUUCUUUCCCACCUGCAUGUCCUCGCUGUUCCUAAACACUUGCUUCAUUUCAUUGGUGUUGUAUCUGCCCUGUACCAGUGUUAGCAAGGCAGUGUGGAUUAUAGUAGAGUUCAAUGAAAGGAUGCUGCCCCAUACCCCUGCUCUUUCUUUUUUCUUUUUGUUAUUUCUUUUCUAAGCAUUGUGUUUGGGCCUGAGAAGUGGUAUAGCUGCAAAGUUGGCUUUUAAUAAAAACUUUGUGCCUGAGGGAAAAAACACCGUUUUUAAAGUACCUCAGAACAUCUUCCUAUGUUGCCUCAUCAGUUUUGUUGGUGGUGCAGGGAUUUAGCAAUAAGGAUCGCCUCUGAGUAACUAUAGAGCAGUAGCUCUACUGGACAGCGCAGCAUUGCAUUUUUGCUCCUUCCCUCUAGUUAUGACCCCGUGAAGGGUUGAGUCACAGGCAACACAUUUGUUUCUUCCAAUGUAAAGUUUAUCAAGUCUCCUGUAUACUAAUUUUACUUCGGUUCCUUUAUAUUAACAGAGUGGGAAGUGUUUGUUUGAAAAUAUCAAUUCUAUAAAAAUGUUCAUUUUAGCAAAACUUUGCCAAGAAGGUGUAGAAAUUAGGAAAUAAAUCUGUAAUUUUCAGCACAAAAUUAGGAAAUAGUCCCUAGGCAGUAAGAAAGAAUUCUAUGUAUUUAAACUGUGACAUCAUUUAGCAUAGUUUAAACUGAGCCUUAUCCAUGUUUAUUUAUAGGCAUUUAAAAUGAAUAAAUAUGUAUAGCACUGAUGAAAAAAAAUCAGUACCUGUAAAGAACAUGAGUAUUCAAAAGGAAAUUGAAAAAUUGAAGAACUGGUGAAAAUUAAAAAGAACAAACUGCAGUGAGACUGGUUGGAGAGAGAUGUGGGGGGAAAGACUACAGAAACACAAAAACACUGGCGAAUUAAUUCAGACACGGGGAGGGAGGUAACUGGCAAGCUCGGUUAGUGGAGUGACCAGGUAAUUUUUUUAAAUGUAAGCACAAUUACCAUACUGAAAAGGACAGCAUGCAGAAAUGCUUUCCUACUGAGGAUUUUUCUCCGUUAAAAGAUAAAAUCAGAAGAGCAAUACAUUGUCUUUGGCCUGAGUGCGCAGGAGCAUACAGGACCCUCAGAUUAAUCUAAUCAGUUCAUGAAUCAUCAGGUCCCUUUCAUCCAACUCUGUUUCAAUGAGACGAAUUUGGAUAACUUUGAGAAACCAAAGUUAUUAAUUAAGAAAAGGCCUAUUCAGAAAGAUUAUCCUUUAGCCCAAGGAGGAAGUGGUACACUAUUGAUCUUCAAGAAAAUGUAGCCAAUGAUAGAUAUCAGCUAUAGACAUCAUUAUUAAAACUAGACUAAGAAAAAUAAAGCCUUCAGUGUAAAGGAUUUAUAUUAACUGUAGGAAAGAGAUUCUUGACAGAGGGAAAUUAAUUAUCAAAAUUAAUCAUCAUAAUAACUUUUUUAAAUACUGGUUGUCUGUCCAGUAACUUAAGUGGCAAUAUAUCUUAAUAUAUUAUAAUUCUAGGAUGUCAUAAUCCUAUGAUUCUUUUUAUUUCAGAUUUUAAAAUAAGUUAUUCAGUUUAGUCAUAAAAUAUUUUAUUCCUUGAAAGUAGGAUAGCAAUCUUAAUUUUUCCAACAUAUUUGGCAAAAAAAACAAACAAACCUGGAUUGUUGGUAUUUUUCCUUGCAGCUAUAUUACAUAUCUUUAAAGUUGUCCAGAAUGUAGUGAUUUUACUAUAAAAAGCCUCAAUUUUCAGAGUCUAAAAAAAGAAAAAUACAUGUCCUCAGGAAUACUUUAGAAAUAGGUUUGCAAUCCCUUAGGGAGUAAAUGCCUCUCAAACUUGAUCUUUUCUUAAAGGAAUCUCCAAUUCACAAUAUUUGCUUUCCCAUGCUUUUGGAAACAUUUGUGUGCAGAUAGUCCUUCUGUUUCAAACAAGCAGUAAAUGUUGGUCAAAUAACCCCCUUAUUGAACAUUUCCUGAUAUUCUGCAUUAAGUAAAAUCUUCUACAGCACUCAAGUGGUAAUGACAAAAUAAGAAAAUGAGAAAGUAAAAUAUAUUUUCUACUGUGAUAAGAAGGGCAAGUUUGCUGUAUAAUUGUUACAUUCAAUCAGACAAAAGACAGUCUAUCUCAGAAAGACACAUGAAGGGAAGCCGAUGGGUUUGCAGUAAGCAGCCCUGCUGGUUGCACCCCAGGGGGCCAAAAGUGCAGUGAUACUGUAGCUAUAAAGUAGGACCAGGUUCAAAGGAACUCUUAGGAUCGACUUCACAAUUUUGAGAUUGUCCUACAAACUUUUCUGUUGAUAAACCAGAGUGGUUUUAAAAUAGUCCUUGUAUUUAAGAUUGCAAAUUUACAAGAAUAUGUUUCUAAGUAAAGGGAACAUAAUUCUUCAAAAAGCUGUUGAACUGGAGUUGUGACAGGUCAUAUGAUCAGUGCUGAUACUGACAUAAUUUUUACCUUAGAAUUAAUUUCUGUGGACGUACACGACCAGCCUAGCUCCUGAACGACCUUUUCCAUUGUGUGUAAGGAUGCCCCCCGAUGAGCUGUCUGUAACUGAAUUCAUCUUUUUUUAAAUGCCACUGGUCAACUGCCAUUGCCCCUGAUGUAUUUCAUUGGUAGCCUGAUUCCCUUAUUUAACAUCUGAAAGAUUUCUUUUAGACAUUGCUUCCAUUCUUUUUAUUAAAAGUAUAAUUGAAAAAUAUAUUUAGUAUUAAAAUUAUGUUCCUCUAGCAAGGAUUUUCCAGAAAUCUACUUACAAAAAAAAGAGCAGCAAUUAACUGCCUUUAGUGUAAGGGUGCGAGUGCAUAAAAGUAUGCUGUGUAAAAUGUUUGCAUGAGAUACUUCGCAUCAUGUAAGCUUUCCCAUAUUCAUGAUAUAAACAGUGUAGAAAUCUUAUUUCUUGUGAUUUCUCCAUUAGGAAUGUAAAGAGAUUGUUCCCUAUAUCUGGUCUCCUUUCCAUAUUGAAAUGCAUGGCUCUCAUCCUCAGUAUAUUUUUAUCCCUUUCCUCUGGAGUUAUUUAAAAUUUGUCCUGUUUAAACUGAAACCUAGAUAAACUACUGAGCCAGAUCAUUUCUGCAUUUGGUGUUUAAUUGCUAUACAACAUUGGUUGAGACCACAUUUUUAUUUUAACUUCUUUUCUUUCAGAAUUAUUCUCUGAUCAUUAUGGUUCUCUAAUGAAAACACUAAGGAGAAAAUCUGAUGCAUUCCGGUGUGACUGUUUUUUCUUUUUUAAAAGCCUUUUUAAAAUAAAGGUUGGAGAACUAUAAAGAAAAAUGUCAUCAUUUUGCUAACAAGUCAUUAUUUGGUGAUAGUGGAGGUAGAGAAUGAAUCAUUUUGUUUGGGUUCAUGGUAUGAUUGUGCACCAAAGCAUAGAGGAAGUAAAUGAUUUUUAAUAUUAUUGUCAAAAAAUUAUUAAACUGGAUGGUUUGAUGUUAGUCAAUUAAACAAUUCUUUGAAAAUCUUGUCAUGACAUUUUUAUGAUCUACUCAGUGUUUUAUUUGCAUAGUUAUACAUAUGUGAGAAACCAUAGGUGAUUCUGAUAUUGUAUUUCUUUUCAGGAUUAACAUUUGUGUAAUGUGUGGCAAACUCCAAUUUGUAUACCAUAUGAUUACUGUAAUUUUACUGGUAUUUCCACCUUUAAUUGCAAUUCUGUUACCAUGCCUCUGGGUUCAAUGGUGUGAAGCAUUUCCACAUAAUGCCAAUAUUGUAUGAAAACAACUGGAAGACUGACCUAAGAAACUCUUUUGUUGCUAAUUAUUUUUAAAAAUCUAAAUUUCAAAGGGAAAUUGUUCUCAAAGACAUAUGCAUUUAUUUUAAAUUCAAAAAAUUCUCCUGAAUUUAUUAUUGCUUGUCCUUUUUCAUUUUUUUUUUAUUGUAGACAAUCCUAAAUGAAUGUCUCAUGGGAGAAUCCAUGUAUGUGCUUGCAUUUCUGUAACCUGAUCAUGCACUCAGCGGUUGGAAAAGGUCUCCAGUGCUAAGAAAAUAACCGAAGCCAAUAUAUUAAUUCUUAUAUCUUGGUUUAUGUUACCAACUGGAUAUGAUGUAAUGCAUAACUGUUCCCAGCAAAUAAACUGGUUAUCUUUUGUUCAUUUCA
This is a messenger RNA of Phyllostomus hastatus (greater spear-nosed bat), 9065 nucleotides long. RefSeq names its product BICD cargo adaptor 1 (gene BICD1). Bases 490 to 2997 code for a protein of 835 amino acids. Gene Ontology annotation, biological process: regulation of microtubule cytoskeleton organization; positive regulation of receptor-mediated endocytosis; microtubule anchoring at microtubule organizing center. The record is from RefSeq and is a predicted model, not a curated record. The transcript has 9 exons. Gene Ontology annotation, molecular function: dynein complex binding; dynein intermediate chain binding; dynactin binding. NCBI's taxonomy places the organism in Eukaryota, Metazoa, Chordata, Mammalia, Chiroptera, Phyllostomidae. Gene Ontology annotation, cellular component: cytosol; Golgi apparatus.